Messenger RNA from Thamnophis elegans (Western terrestrial garter snake), 6267 nucleotides. RefSeq names its product kelch-like protein 11. Gene Ontology annotation, molecular function: protein binding. Bases 130 to 2226 code for a protein of 698 amino acids. The transcript is spliced from 2 exons. NCBI's taxonomy places the organism in Eukaryota, Metazoa, Chordata, Lepidosauria, Squamata, Natricidae. The record is from RefSeq and is a predicted model, not a curated record.
UAUCUAUCGUUGCAAGCGGUGAUUUUUAUUUCCGGAAGUAUAAUAUAUUCAUAUCUCUAUUACCCUGUAAGUGACGUAAUUGGAUGUAGCUACGGGAAAAGUGUUCGAAUUGAUUGAGGAGAAGCUAAGAUGGCGGCGGCUGGAGGUAGCGGCGAUUUGGACGCAGGAGGCCACGGCGACGCAGAUGUCAGCCUCCCUGGACUGGAGGGCGAGGCGGGGCCAGACUCAGAGGCUGACUCGGAGGUGUUUUCGUGCAUGGCCCACUGCUCCGACCUCGCCUGCCGCCAGAACGAGCAGCGGCGGUUAGGCCUCUUCUGUGACGUCACGCUAGCCUUCAGUGGCGGCAGCAAUGAGGAGGAAGAAGAAGAGGAGGAGGAGAAGGGAGUGGGCGGGGCCUCCUCCGAUCCCCCACCGCGAGAGUUCCGGGCGCAUCGCUCGGUCCUGGCAGCGGCCACCGAAUACUUCGCUCCUCUCCUUCUGGGCGACUUUGCGGAGUCCCGCUCGGGGCGGGUGGAGUUACGGAAAUGGAGUUCGGGAGCGGGACCAGACCCGGAGACGAUCGAGGCGGUCAUCAGCUUCAUGUACACGGGGACCGUCCGCGUCAGUCCUGGCAACGUGCACGAGAUUCUGGAGUUGGCCGACAGGUUCUUACUAAUACGUCUAAAAGAGUUCUGCGGGGAAUUCCUCAAGAAAAAACUGAGUCUCUCCAACUCUGUAGCCAUUCACAGCUUAGCUCAUAUGUACUCUUUGAACCAGCUGGCUUUAAAAGCUGCUGAGAUGAUCAGGAGGAACUUCUACAAAGUUAUCGAAGACGAAGAGUUCUAUACUUUGCCAUUUCACCUUAUUAGGGACUGGCUUUCAGAUUCAGAAAUCACAGUGGAUGCCGAAGAGAUUCUCUUUGAGAUGGUUUUAAAGUGGGUCCAGAGAAAUCCUGACGAAAGAGAAAAGUAUUUUGAAGAGCUCUUUAAGCUUCUCCGACUAUCACAAAUUAAACCAACCUAUUUGACUCGGCAUGUUAAAUCUGAAAAACUGGUAUCAAGCAAUGAAGCAUGCCUCAAACUUGUGUUGGAAGCAGUGGAAAGCCAUGCUCUCAAGGGUGAGAAUUUUCAGAUGGGUACACUCCAACAAGCUAACUCCCCCAACUCAUCUCUGCCUCGUUUUGGCCAAAACAUGGAUGUUAUCAUGGUUAUUGGUGGUGUGUCUGAGGGAGGUGAUUACUUGAGUGAGUGUGUAGGGUAUUUUAUUGAUGAAGAUAGAUGGGUGAAUUUACCACACAUACACAAUCACCUUGAUGGACAUGCUGUGGUAGUAACCGAAUCCUAUCUUUAUGUGGCAGGUUCCAUGGAGCCUGGCUUUGCCAAGACCAUGGAAAGGUAUAACCCAGGUAGAAAUGUUUGGGAGCAGGUUUCAAAUCUCAUAACCAGAAAGCAUUCUUUUGGACUUACUGAGGUAAAGGGAAACCUGUACAGUAUUGGUGGCCAUGGGAAUUUCAUCCCUGGUUUUAAAGAUGUAGCUGUCUACAACCCUGAUCAAGAUAAGUGGCACAACUUAGAGUCUGCCCCAAAGAUACUCCGGGAUGUUAAAGUGAUUACAAUAGACAACAGAUUUGUUUACAUGGCAGCUCGCACACCAGUUGAUGGAGAUAAUGAAGAUGGCUUACGGUCUGUCAUUAUUUGCUAUGAUGCAGACACACGACAGUGGCGAGAUUGUGAGGCUCUGCCACUCCUUGACAACUAUUGCUGCUUCCAAAUGGUUGUGGGGAACACCAACUUUUACCACACGGCUUCUUGUUGUCCCAGAAGCUAUCCUCUAGACCAUGAAGAGGCCAAGAGAAAAAUCUCUAACCAAUUACCUGAUGAUAUUCUGGAAAGCUUACCAUCAGAGGUCCUUAGCAUUGAAGGGGCAGCUAUCUGCUAUUACAAAGAUGAUAUCUUCAUCAUAGGUGGAUGGAAAAACAGUGAUGAUACUGAUAAACAGUACAGAAAAGAGGCCUACCGCUACUGUGCUGAGAAGAAGCGUUGGCUGUUACUCCCUCCUAUGCCUCAGCCUCGCUGCCGUGCUACAGCCUGUCACGUUAGAAUCCCUUUUCGGUCCUUACAUGGUACCCAAAAAUAUCCAAUGCCGCAAAAUCUAAUGUGGCAGAAGGACCGGAUCCGGCAGAUGCAGGAGAUACACCGACAUUCCUUAAGUUUACGGAGAAUGCCUAGGUCUCAGAUAGAAUGCUAGCUUGAAUAAAUGACAUCAGAAAUACCUGUCUGUAAUUGUCGUGCCUAGCAUGGACUAAUAGUCACCAAACUGCUUAAGCAUUGGAGACAAAGCUUUCUUGGUGUUGAAUUUGAUCUGGAUUUCAAGCACCAUGUGGAAAUUUGGUUUAUACUGGCCAUAUAUAUGGAGGUAGGCAGACAUAUAAAAUGCUUAGAGCCUGUUGGUUUCUCCACAAAUACGAGUCCAACAAAAUAAUUGUUCUUGCACUUUGUGAAUGCGUUCAGGUAGUACAAAGAUUUAGCACAGCUUUUUCAUUACAUUUUUUGUAGGACUCACUUUUGUGUAUUGGAUCACCUCAUCCCACUAUAACAUUUAUACAGCUCAUGUGAAAUAUUCUAGUUUGUUGUAAAUUGCUGGUAUGUAUGGAAAACACCAUUUCAUGAUUUUCUUAAAAAUAUUUUUAUCUGCUUUUGCAGAGGUAUCUCCUUUUUUUAAUCUGCUGUAAAUCUGCUUAUUUCUGUCAAAUUUGGAGGUGUGCAGUAGUAGUAAAGUUUACAAAAGGAAUAAAGCACAAACUUUCUAAGAGCUUCAACAUGUUCCAUGAUUAUAAAUACUUUAAAACUGUAUUUAUCUAAAAGCACUUGAAGUUGCUAAAUAGUAAAUCUAAUAAUAAUUGUCACUCAUAAAAUGGAAAUGGCCUGAGUUGUUUGAGGAGAUCACUAUUAUUUUUAGUAAUGAUCAUUCUGCUAUUUAAUUGCCACACAGAUUUUUCAUUAAUGAAUUUUAUUUAAUUGGUUCAGAAUUGUGGCCUUAAAACAUGAAUUAAAUGACCAAAAAGAUCCUAAUUCAUAGUAAAUAUUUGUGAGUUCCACGUGGAAAGAUUAAAGCUGUAAACUCGGGUGUCAAUAUCUGGACAAGUUUAACUACCAUCUGAUCUAUCUUUGACAAUCAAAAAAAGUGAUACACCAUUCUUUAUGUGGACAGUGGGUGCUUCAAUUUUGAGUAGAAAAUUUGCCUGAGCAAUUAUUCUGGACAUUAAUAACCCAUAACUCCCAUAUUCUAAUUAUAUUUAGAUAUUUAUAUGGCAGCAUAUAAAGUUUAUUUUCACCCAAGAUAAUUCAUGAUAUAAAUUAUUUGCUGCUUUUUGUCUUCUCCACAAGUCUGGUAGUAAGCAGAGUCUUAUUUUAUUUAAAGUUCUUUCUGAUAGUUUAAUGGAAGAUAGAGAAUAUAUCCAGAUGAAAGAAAUGUAUUUUUAUUGGACUAAACUUAGGUUUUAGAAUGCUAUAGAGUUGUUCAGGCAGGCAAACUGAUAUGAAGCAUUUAGGCAAUAUUUAAUGUAUGCUUGUUGAUCCAAUAUAAUAUUUUAUUUUAUUUUACAAAUUAUUCUGCAUCAUAGGUAUAUGUCUCAAUGUGUUAAAAACGUAACAUGAUAUCCUGAAGUAUUUUUUUAUGGAAUUUAUUAAUAUUGCAUUUAUUACUUAUCUUUUACUUCUUUUUCUAAAAACCUGAAUAUAUAUUUACAUUAUUUAUUCUGUCUCUUCAAAUGAUUGAAAUAAAUUACUCCAGAAACCAUCUCUGGCUAGGUAGAACAUCUUUUAAUUUUUUCUCUUUGCUUUGUGUCAGAAAUAUAAAGAUGCAGUGAUGACAAUGUCUAAGAAAGUUUUAAGAAAAAUCUAGAUCAGAUGCAGGCGAUCAUCAAAUGAUCUGCAAGUAGAAUACUCAGAAAAAGAAUUGGCUUCUUCAUCUAAUUAUUUUCUGAGAAGGAGAAAUAGUAGACUUCAUCUGUCUACUUUUCUCAUCUAUUAAUUUUUCUUUUAAUAAAUCUAGAUUUAUCUUUGGGAGGACUAAGAUGAGAUAAAUAGAUAAACUCAGUAUGGGAGAAUCAUGUAUUGGGCAAUAUUAUUAUUGAUGGUAUUUGACUGGUAAAUAACAAUGACUUACUUAAAUUUUAGAAGCACAUUUUUUAAAAUAUAAAAAACAAUUACAGACUGACCAAUGCUGUUUUCCAAUUUAGCAGGAAACCUAAUUCAUGUUUGAGAUACUGGGGUAAGUGUUUCAAUUGCAUGUGUGCAGAUUUUUCUAACUUAUCUUUGCUCUUCUAAUACUUCUUUUUAUUAUAUAGCUGUACAGUGAGUGGGGGGCAGGAUUAAUCUUGUGGGCUGAAGUAACAAUCCUAAUAUCAAAUUAACAUGUUUUUGUGCGACACUGUCACAGACAUUAACAAUCAAGUUAUGCCGCUUGCCUGCCUUAAAGAUACUAUGUUUUUACCAGCCACUUUUUUAUGGUGUAAUAGCUGCUUCAGAAAGCAAUUUAUCUUCUGGAAAUCUUUUGACAUUCCAAAGCUGCAGGGUAUAAACUCCCUUCCUCAAAAUUAUUAUCUGAAGUACUAAUUAAGUAUGCUUCUUAAGAACAUAAUCUAACUCCAAGCCUAGACACAUUUGUGUGCAAAAUUUUAAACUGUUUAAAUGAAAAUUGUACCUUUUCAAUUUGUUAUUUUUCUUAGAUCUCUCAGUAUUCCCCUUAAUCAUAUAAUAUAGCUAUAGCUGUGGUAUUUGAAAUUGUUAUUUAUUUAGUAAUGACAACCUUGACAAAAUUUCAAUUACCUGAAAUUAAACACAUUUGAAAUCUUUAUAGUAGUAUAUAUUGCCUUCAUUGCAAAUAUUUUGCUAAAUAUUGUGCUUAAUAUUAGCACAAAUAAUCUGUUGACUAUAUUAAUUAAAAUGCUUGUUCAAAAUGCUUGUUUAGUCUGAUAAGAUUUGUACAAUUUUAGUUAUGAGUCACUUUGGUUGUUUGUGAAUGCAGUCACUUUAGCUAUUUACAUGCCUUGCUUGGAAAUUUCAGUUUGUAUGAAGAGGUAAGAGCAGCAUGGAAAGCAGUCACCUUGUAUAAUACGUAGCAUCAAAUGUCAGAAUGUCUUGAUGUCUGGCUAUUAAGCUACUAACUUGUUCCUUUGGUCUGAAAGCACAACUCUGGUUUGCAUGUGGUUUCUUAUUCUUAUUUAGUAUGACAAUCAUUUUAUGGACAAAAUCUAUUUCAAAUUAUUGCAGUGGAGAUGUUCAAAGACAGGCAGACAUCAAAGCUAGAUAGAGUCUUAGGAGACAAUAUUUUUUGAGCUGCAUUUCUAUUGAAAAAAUAUAUGGUUCAACAAAAGUUUGCCUUUUAUGAUCUAAAGAAGUAUCAUAGAUUUUUUAAAAUAAUAAACGGGCAGUAUUACUAGAGUAAUAGUGUCUGAAGGAUAUAUUAAUAGGCAAUAUCCUCUUCAGAUAUUGGACCUCCUAUUUUGUGUUUGUGUCUCUGUUUCACUAAGGCUCAAUUUUCACAAAAAAAGUAACUACAUAUAUUAAUACAAUGUUGUUAUGGCAAUCUAUUAUUACUAUAACAUCUGCAACAAAAAACAUUAGAAAUAUGUUGUUAAUCAUUCUUAACAGUAUGAUAAUAAGCCAUUUGCAAGAAUUCCUACAAAAGAAUAGCUCUUUUCUAUCUUAGACUCACAUUGUGCAAAUGACACUUGAUGUGGGAAGAGUGACUAAGGAGAAGGUGGAGAGUUUUCCUGUUUUGCAGUAUCAGCUGGUCUGUAAAAUGUUUUGUGGAAGUAUAUAAGUAGCAAAUUUUAAACCUAAUUUUCUCCCCCAUCAAUAUCUCUUACAAUUCUGGGAAAGGAUUUAAAUCUGUUAAUGACAUAAAUUGAUGCUCAGUUGUAUGCCAAGCUGAUACUGAUGGAUUUCUUAACUUAUGGCCUCCUCUGAAUUUGAAAAAACAUAGUAAAAAUAUAACACGUUAUAAAAUAUAAAAUAAUUUAUCCUAAGAAUUCAUAAUGGAUCAGGAAUUCAUAAAAUAACUUCCCAUUUCAUUUUCCUGUUAUGAUCCUAAUUUUCAUCUGGUCUGUUCCUCAAUAAACGGGUUAGCUCUCAGACUACAAUGCAGAAUUUUCACCUUGUUCAGGCAGAAUACUCUUGAUGCUAUGCUGGCCUCUAAACUUUAUUUUUUUAAAUGCAAUUCAUUAUGUGCUAUAUUACAUUGUGUAAAACUAAAGACUAAUUCAAUAAACAUUUUAUUUCUCUA